AUGUCAACAUCCCGCAAGCGUAUACCAGAGCACGAGCUGGUCGUCCUGGGAGGCGGAGGUGUGGGCAAGUCCGCCAUUACAAUCCAAUACGUCCAAAGUCGUUUCGAAAUGGGCUGGGAUCCGACAAUCGAAGACACCUACCGAAAGCCGGCGGUAGUUGACCGACAAGAAGUCAUGCUCGCUAUAAUAGACACGGCAGGCCAAGAAGAAUAUCGAUUGAUGCGUCCAGGUUACCUUCGAUCGGCACAAGGUUUUCUCCUCGUCUAUGACAUUACAUCAAGAGUGUCGUUCAACGACGUCUCUCGAUUUCACGACGAGAUUUGCCAGGCAAAGGACCUGGCUACAUACCCGGCGAUAAUAUUACUCGGCAACAAGGCCGAUCUUGCUGAUCGGCGACAAGUCAAGACUUCAGAGGGCGAAGAGCUUGCACGACGUAUGAAGUGCGGGUUUAUGGAGUGCUCCGCCAAAUUCCGGGAAAAUAUCGACGAAGCAUUCCAUGCGGUAGUACGUGCGGUGCGCAAGUACAACCAUAAAAACAUACUGGACCGCACGGCAGACUUGCUGGCGGGCGAGGACGGACCCGAGCGAACUCAUUACGGCGAAGAAGAGCCGAAGGGGUGCUGCACGAUUUCUUGA
Messenger RNA from Dacryopinax primogenitus, 636 nucleotides. Its product is annotated as ras GTPase. The record is from RefSeq and is a predicted model, not a curated record. Gene Ontology annotation, cellular component: plasma membrane. The transcript is spliced from 6 exons. NCBI's taxonomy places the organism in Eukaryota, Fungi, Basidiomycota, Dacrymycetes, Dacrymycetales, Dacrymycetaceae. The coding region runs from base 1 to 636 and encodes 211 amino acids. Gene Ontology annotation, biological process: signal transduction. Gene Ontology annotation, molecular function: GTPase activity; GDP binding; GTP binding.